Trichechus manatus latirostris (Florida manatee) is the source of this 1599-nucleotide messenger RNA. RefSeq names its product coiled-coil domain containing 25 (gene CCDC25). The coding region runs from base 66 to 692 and encodes 208 amino acids. Lineage: Eukaryota; Metazoa; Chordata; Mammalia; Sirenia; Trichechidae. The transcript has 9 exons. The record is from RefSeq and is a predicted model, not a curated record.
AUCCGGAACUUCCUGAGUUGAGCGCUGCUGCUCUGCGUAGCAGUGGCUGCCCCGCCACCGGGACCAUGGUGUUCUACUUCACCAGCAGCAGCGUUAAUUCAUCUGCUUACACUAUUUACAUGGGAAAGGAUAAAUAUGAAAAUGAAGAUCUAAUAAAGUAUGGCUGGCCUGAAGAUAUUUGGUUUCAUGUGGACAAACUCUCUUCGGCUCAUGUAUACCUUCGAUUACAUAAGGGGGAGAAGAUAGAAGACAUUCCAAAGGAAGUGCUGAUGGACUGUGCACACCUUGUGAAGGCCAAUAGCAUUCAAGGCUGCAAGAUGAACAACGUUAAUGUGGUAUAUACACCGUGGUCUAACCUGAAGAAAACAGCUGACAUGGAUGUGGGACAGAUAGGCUUUCACAGGCAAAAGGAUGUAAAAAUUGUGACAGUGGAGAAGAAAGUGAAUGAGAUAUUGAACCGAUUAGAAAAGACCAAAAUGGAGCGGUUCCCAGACCUAGCAGCAGAGAAAGAAUGCAGAGACCGUGAAGAGAGGAAUGAAAAAAAAGCCCAAAUUCAAGAAAUGAAAAGGAAAGAAAAAGAAGAAAUGAAGAAGAAGAGGGAAAUGGAUGAACUUAGGAGCUAUUCAUCACUAAUGAAAGUUGAGAAUAUGUCUUCAAAUCAGGACGGCAAUGAUUCAGAUGAAUUCAUGUGAAUGGAGAAAAGGACCUUUGAAAGAUGUGAAUUUAGGGACAGUUGCAGACGUCUUGAUUUCAGCUAUGUUCUGAAUUAUAAAAAGCAAACAACCAAAAUUCUACCUUGAUUCUACACAAAUAUUAUUAAUUUUGGAAAUUUAAAAAAUAUAGUUCUCUUUUUUGCUGACAGAAAAGGAUCAGAUAUAAGUAAUACAAUUGAACUCGCAGACAGCAUAGAACUUCAGGAAAGUGAAAAUAUUUUUGUCAGAACAUGUCUUGGUUAUCUCCUGAAAGUUGGCUGCCCUUGUUUUUUAGGUAGACUUUAGAAAGAACCAACUCUGAAAAAUACUUCUUUUACUUGAUCUGUCCCUGAAAGACGAUGUCCUGAAAAGCUUUUCAUAUUCUUAAAAUAUCUUCCCCUCGUGAAGAAGAAUGUGUUGGUGGGCAAUAAAUGUGAGUCUUCCCCCACCCCUGAUUUCCUGAUUAGAAAAAAAUGGCACAUAAGCAUAUGGGUUUUAAAGAUGAUAGUGUUACCUUCAGAAGACUGCUGGCUUCAAUACUCACGUUCCGUGUGUUGUCUGAGUCUGUUAGCACAGUGACCAUCAGACUCAGAGCUUGUCGUAGUUUCUGUAGCCUUGCUUUCUUAGAGUGAGAGCCUCCAUCUUAGAACCAUCCUACUAAAUAGUUGGUGUUAAUCAUGGUUGGGCCUGUGUAAGUUUUUACCUGAGCACCGAGUAACUCAAGCCAUGUAUUACAACUUCCAGGCUCUGGAGUAAUUUCUCAGCAGCAGGGUGAGAAAUAGAAAAGGGUUCUCUGUGAAUCAUUUUGGAAAUGUAAGUUACCUGAUUUUUGUCUUGGGAUGCAGCAUGAAGCAAAAGUCCACAUUGUAAUUAUGAUUUUUUAGAAAUAAUCAAGUAUUUCACUAGC